Molecule: messenger RNA, 2594 nt
Organism: Populus euphratica (Euphrates poplar)
Lineage: Eukaryota; Viridiplantae; Streptophyta; Magnoliopsida; Malpighiales; Salicaceae
Product: NAD(P)-binding Rossmann-fold superfamily protein
Exons: 3
Coding region: 174-1013 (279 amino acids)
Molecular function (GO): oxidoreductase activity, acting on the CH-OH group of donors, NAD or NADP as acceptor
Source: RefSeq, a predicted model, not a curated record
GAGCAAAGGAAGGAUUGGAUAUUAUUGUGAUAAUCUUGAUCUUAUCCUACGUAGUCAAGGUAGUUUCCUAAAAUAACCACAACACUUUAAAACAAGAAGAUAUUAAUCCUAUCCAAAUCCAUUUUUCAUGACUAAAAGAUUCAGCAAAGAAAAGGCAGGCACAGAUUCAAUCAAUGGCCAAGCAAAAGGAAGCAGUUUGUGUGACAGGAGCCAACGGGUUCAUUGGCUCAUGGCUGGUUCGUACCUUAUUAGACCAAGGCUACACCAAAAUCCACGCCUCUAUAUACCCAGGCUCUGACCCAUCUCAUCUCUUCGAAAUCCCAGGUGCCACCGAUGCUAGCGUGAGUCUGGAGGUUUACGAAGCCGACGUGCUUGACCACGACGCCAUUUGUAAGGCCGUGGAAGGCUGCCAAGGGGUUUUCCACGUUGCAUCUCCCUGUACUCUAGAGGACCCAAAGGACCCACAAGAGGAACUUGUGUUACCUGCGGUGAAAGGCACUCUUAAUGUACUGGAGGCUGCUAAGAAGUUCAAGGUUAGGCGCGUGGUUGUGACGUCCUCUAUAUCGGCUUUGGUUCCUAAUCCAUCGUGGCCGAGGGAGAAGGUGUUUGAUGAGUCGUCUUGGACUGAUCUUGAUUACUGCAAGUCUCGCCAGAAAUGGUAUCCGGUGUCAAAGACACUGGCAGAGAAAGCAGCAUGGGAGUUUGCAGGGAGGAAUGCAAUGGAUGUGGUGGCAAUCCGUCCUGCGACGUGCCUUGGCCCUCUCUUGCAGCCUGCAUUAAACGCUAGCUGUGCUGUGUUACAGCAACUAUUGCAAGGAUCAAGAGACACUCAGGAAUAUCACUGGCUGGGAGCUGUGCAUGUAAGAGAUGUGGCAAUGGCACAGGUUCUGUUAUUUGAAACCCCUACUGCUUCUGGUAGAUAUCUUUGCACCAAUGGCAUCUACCAGUUUGGUGAUUUUGCUGCGACGGUCUCCAGACUCUUCCCCGAGUCUCCUCUUCACAGAUUUUGGUAGCUGCUUAGAGGAAAGAUUAGCGUUAUCCAUCAAAAGGUCUGUAGGCAGGAUAAUAUCCAUAUUCCUACUGGAUUUGAAUUAGGAUUGACAAUCUUAUCUUUAAUGUCACUAUAAAUUUCUCUUGGACUACUUCAGUAUAUUCGUUUUCUUAAAUGUUGGUGGAGGGAUUGUGGAGCGGGUGGCAAUAGUUGUAAUGAUGACUAGUGGAGAAGACUUUGAAGGAACAUUCAGCACCUCUCCGAGUGGGACUUUAAUUAGUCUUCUGGCAAUAUCUUGGAUAAACUUUGCCACCAUCCGUCUGUAUUUCCAAGGAUAGCGGGCAGCCAUUGGCAGAAUGGAAAACUUGACUCCUGUUUCUGAUGAUGGCAAAAUAAAAGGAUAGGGGACAAUUCAAAAGAGAUAAGAAUUAGAAAAGUAAUGCAAUAGUACAUUAGUUGUUGUCCUUGUAGCGGGAUGACCUUAUGGAAAGCAGUGGCUGGUCCACACUGCAUGUGGAGCGCUGGUGGACAUGAGUUUACUUUAGCUACUCAAUUAUCAAACCCCCUCAAAAGCUUAUCUUGUCAUAUUGCCCCCAUCUAUUUUAUUGCCAAGUUAUUCUAUUUUUUUGCACAGAUUUGGAAGCUUCUCCCUUUGCCAUUCUGAUAUUAUCAGCGAUGUACUUUUCCUCUGUAUUUAUUUAUUUAUUUUGCGUUGAAGUCCAUUUCUCUUUCGGUUUGGAAGAAUUUCCCCCCCUCUUCAUUGCAUAACAAUGCAUUACUUGUCAAUUGCCAGUUAUUCUGCCACCUUUCUUUAACCUGGUCCCAUCACAUGAUGCUCCACUAUAUAGGUUCUUGAUGGUUAUUGUAGAAUACGGAUUCCUCCUAACACGUAUGUCAACUGGUGGUGUUGUUGCGUGUAUUUUGCACUGUAUUGGGUGCUCUCUAAAUGACCUUGUUGAAGCUUUAAGAUUCAUAUUCUUGUUUGGAUCCCCCUUGAAGCUUCGUAUGUAUGAUACAUAUUUUCACAAAUUGGGUGGCUGUUGGAGCUAAAUUUGUAUGCUGGUGAAAAUAAAUUAAUACCUAAUUGAACAUAGAACUGUGCUUGUUUUUCUCAAGGCCUACUGCUUUUGAAAGAUGAAGUUUAAGGGCAUUUCUGAGUGUCAAGAUGGCAUAAAUGAAAUCAAUGAUUGCGUUCACCCUGCAUCUUAUCUGUCUAGGCUCCAGAUGGGUUUUGUUCUAUAAAACAAGUUGAUCCAGUCAAAACCCGAUAUGACUGACAAUUUUAUUAGAAGGAUGCCUUUGAUUAGUUUGAAGAAAAUUGCUUCUCAAUACGCAGCCUCGUCAUAUAUUUUCUAUGAAAGUGUAAGUCCUUGUUUCCCUAGGCAAGUGAGAGCAGGUCAGGUGGCCAUAGAUGCAGUUAGGAAACAGGACAACCUGGCUGUCUUGUUUCAACCUGAACCAAGUGGGAAUUAUAUAUCCAGUAAACUGAAUAUUGACGUUGUCAUUUGAAUUCUAAACCAUUUUAACAUCUAGUCAUUUUUACAUGUUGUCUUUCCUUUUCUGUAAUUAAGGUUUCUGUUUGGUUGCUUAAGUGCAUGUUCUU